CUCAACCAAACUUGCGGCCUCCUUGUGCAAUUGGCCGAAGCAGCGGAACUACGAAAAGUGCGAAGCAUGAGGUCGAAGAGGGAGUAGCAGAGCUGCGACGGAGAUACCGGACACUAGCCGACGUAGGCCACCAGAUUUUCCGCCGUCCGACGUCCACUCGUUCAAGGUCCUGCGUCGGCCUUCUUCCCUCUCCGACUUUCCGAGUCUGAUUUUGCCCUCUGCGGACUGCGGCUCUGCCUCCAGCUCCAAAUAGCUUUGCUGCAUUACAGAUUUUGAGUUAAUCAUCAAUAUAGGCACUACAAAUAUGGGAACUCGAAAGUUGAUGUGGAGUACAACUAAUUACCUUUUUACUGGGAGCCUCAUUGGCAUCACUCUAUCAGAUCGUUAUGCCAGUGUAGUAUCUGUUAAAGGCAUUUCUAUGUCUCCAACGUUUAAUCCUCAUGGAGAUGGCCCAUUGACUAGGGACCGUGUUUUAUUGGAGAAGUUUUGCCUUGAAAAGUACAAGUUUUCUCAAGGUGAUGUCGUGGUCUUUAGAUCUCCUUCUGAUCAUAAAGAAAAACACAUAAAGAGGAUAAUAGGGCUACCUGGUGACUGGAUCAGUACACAACAGGAUGAUUAUAAUGAUGCAGUGAGGAUACCAGAUGGGCAUUGCUGGGUCGAAGGUGACAAUGCAGCUUGGAGCUGUGACUCAAGAUCUUAUGGCCCUGUAAGUAGGUCCCAUUGGGUUUGAUUUGUGGAAGGGUCACACACGUUAUCUGGCCACCUCAAAGAUUUGGUAGUAUACAAAGGGAACUCCCUCAAAGCAUUUCACCAUGAUUGUUUUUUUUUUCUUUUUAUUACUACUAUUAUUGAUAUUGUCAUUCUAUACAGUUGUUGAUUGAAUAUACUCAAUUACUCAAAUUGAUAUUGUUGUUUUUUUGCCAUACCAAGAGAUACUCGAAUUUUGUAAUCUGCAUGAUAAUGUGGUUUUUUUUUCGUAUGAUUAUAACAAGGACUAUUUGGGUGUACAUACAUCUUUAAACUUGAAUGAUUAAGUUUAU
Molecule: messenger RNA, 1040 nt
Organism: Cuscuta epithymum
Lineage: Eukaryota; Viridiplantae; Streptophyta; Magnoliopsida; Solanales; Convolvulaceae
Source: the annotation of a GenBank genome assembly